GAGGGAGAGAUUGACACAAGGCCCUGCAAGUGCGAAUGUUGAGGAUGCAUCAAUCACAGAUGAAUUGCUCGAGACUUUGCUUCACUCAACCAAACUCCGCCUUCUUUCCAUGGCGUCCCUCUCUAUCGUCAAAGCCUUCCCUUCCACCAAACGGUGCGUUUUGGUUGCAGAAGCCCGCGACCCUCUUGAACAAACCGUUAUCUUCAUCCAAUUCCAUCCCCAGUAAGCUUCAUCCUGCUCAAGCUUCGUCUUUUGACCUUUCUCCUCCUCCCAUCGACCAUGAUUUUCUGGAUACUGCGAAAAGUGCAGGGGCCAAGGUUUCGGAGGGAGGAGUAAUUGAAACAUUUCAUAAUGAUGAUGAAGCACUUGAUGCAGUGGACAAUGGCUCUGUGGUUGUGGAUCUUUCACACUUUGGCCGGAUAAGAGUCAGUGGACAAGAUCGAAUUCAGUUCCUUCAUAACCAGAGUACGGCAAACUUUGAAUGUCUACAGCCAGGACAAGGAUGUGACACUGUUUUUGUAACACCAACAGCUCGAACAAUAGAUAUUGCUCAUGCAUGGGUUAUGAAAAAUGCUGUCACAUUAGUGGUUUCACCAGAGACCUGUCCGAUCAUUACUGAAAUGCUGAACAAGUACAUAUUCUUUGGUGAUAAGGUAGAGAUUCAGGACAUCACCAAGCAAACUAGCUUUUUUGUUUUGGUGGGACCCAAUAGUAACCAAGUGAUGGAGAAGUUGAACCUUGGGGAUCUUGUUGGAAAACCAUAUGGCAGUCAUCAACAUUUUAGUGUUGAUGGGCUGCCUGUUUCUAUAGGAGUUGGAAAUAUCAUUUCUGAAGAAGGUUUUUCACUGUUAAUGUCUCCAGCGGCUGCUCCAUCUGUCUGGAAAGCCAUUCUUUCUCAAGGGGCUAUCCCAAUGGGUUCUACUGCAUGGGAAAAACUACGGGUCAUUUGCGGAAGGCCUGCUCCUGGAACGGAGCUAACUAAUGAAUUCAAUGUUCUGGAGUCCAACCUUUGGAACUCAAUCUCUCUUGACAAGGGCUGUUACAAGGGACAGGAGACUAUAGCUAGGCUGAUAACAUAUGAUGGACUCAAGCAGAGAUUAUGGGGAAUUCAUCUUUCAGCAGCUGUAGAACCGGGCAGCACCAUAACAGUUGAUGGCAAAAAGGUUGGAAGGUUGACUAGUUAUACAACCGGAAGGAAUCAAUCUGAACAUUUUGGAUUGGGUUACAUUAAGAGAAAUGCUGCCUCAGAGGGAGACAAUGUAGUUGUUGGAGACAACAUCGAUGGAAUUGUGGUGGAAGUUCCUUUUCUUGCUAUGCAGCGACCACCAUCAGGAAGAUCCAAUUGAGACCCAUGUUUAUUGAGAACAUCCAAGAUCCUUCAUCGAACAUAAUAUUCAAUUUUAAGGACGUGAAAUGUACAUGUUAUUAAUGAGUUUCUGAGUCUGAUGUGUCAUAGAUGUUGGAAAUGAUCAAAGUACACAUAUAAUAUAUAUAUAUAUAUUAUUCCAGUAUUUAAGAA
Molecule: messenger RNA, 1519 nt
Organism: Neltuma alba
Lineage: Eukaryota; Viridiplantae; Streptophyta; Magnoliopsida; Fabales; Fabaceae
Product: putative transferase At1g60990, chloroplastic
Exons: 12
Coding region: 36-1346 (436 amino acids)
Cellular component (GO): mitochondrion
Molecular function (GO): protein binding
Source: RefSeq, a predicted model, not a curated record